Molecule: messenger RNA, 204 nt
Organism: Geodia barretti
Lineage: Eukaryota; Metazoa; Porifera; Demospongiae; Tetractinellida; Geodiidae
Source: the annotation of a GenBank genome assembly
AUUUGCCGGCCAAUGCGUCCUGGAGUUUCGCCAUGCCGGCGCCACCGCCAUCCAGAAUCACCACGACUUCGCCGGCGCCUGCUUCCCAAUAGCGGAUGGUUUCACCCCCAACGUGAACCAGCCGCUCCGCUUGAUAAACCUCAGGAUCCGCCGACGUGCCUGACAUACGUUGCUCCCAACCCCUGGCCGCGGUUACCCUGCUAA